Ceutorhynchus assimilis (cabbage seed weevil) is the source of this 1827-nucleotide messenger RNA. The record is from the annotation of a GenBank genome assembly. Lineage: Eukaryota; Metazoa; Arthropoda; Insecta; Coleoptera; Curculionidae.
AUGUUUAAUGCUCAGUCAUUAUUAGUCUCAAGUUUUUGGUUGUCGUUGCUAUUAUUUUAUUUGAGAUUUUUCUAUGUUCAUAGAAAAACAUUCAAAUUUGCUUGGAACAAUAAAGGUUUUUUUUUACCGGUUUUGCCUGUAGUUGGUACUACGUGGACUGCUUUAGUCAUCGGGAAAAAACCGGACUUAAUAACCCUUGGUAGUUGGCUCUAUAAGCACGUAGGAGCACCAAUAAAUACCUGGAUCGGCCAUGAAUAUCAUUAUGUAACAUUAAAUGCUGAUGAACUUAAGAUUAUUCUAAGCCAUCCGAAAUGUUUAAACAAAUCCAGAUUAUAUAAUGAUCUACAAAACUUUUAUGGAAAAAAUAGCCUUGCUUUUCUUGCACAGGAAGAAUGGAAAGCACGUAGAAAACAUUUCCUAAAAGGAUUCAAGCCGAUUAUUUUGAAAGGCUUUAUGGGCACUUUUUAUGGCUACAGUUGCGAAUUGGCAGAAGAACUUAAAGGAUUAAAUGGCGCUUUAGUAUCAUAUGAACACAUGCACAAAUUCGUCUUCACUACUUUUUGUGCAACUGCCAUGGGACUUGAUAUUAAAAAAUUUGCUGACGAGCUAAUAGAAUUUGGAAAUUUAAGAGAAAAAAUUGAACAAGCUAUAGGUGCAAAAGUCGUAAGUCCAUUUAUUCCAUAUUCAAUAUGGAUAAAUUUCUUUCCAAGUGGCAGAAGAACUGCUGAGUAUAUGGAAAGAAGCAAAGUUAUCAUUGAAAAAAUUAUUCGAGAACGAAAAAUUGAGUUAGAAAAAAAUCAAGAGUAUGUGGCAAAUAAUAACGAAGUACCUUUAUUAGACUUGAUCCUCAGCUACAACCAAGAAAUUAUGACUGAUGAACAAACUUAUCAAGAAAUGGUUUUAUUUGCUAGUGCAGCUAUUGAAACCAGUUCCUAUGUAUUAUACUUCGGUUUUAUUAUUUUGGCAAUGCAUCCAGAUAUCCAGGAAAUUCUUUAUAACGAAGUUAUAAGAGAAAUAGGAGAUCAAGAAAUUUCAGCUAAAAAUAUUGCUCGCCUAAAAUACACCGAAGCAACUAUUUGUGAAGUAAUGAGGCUUGUACCAAGUGUGCCUUUUAUAGCACGAAUUAUAGGAGAUGACAUAGAUAUAGGUGGUAAAGUUAUUCCUAAAGGAGCGAAUAUUUUAGUGAAUAUUUACCUUCUCCACAGGGUCGCCGAAUACUGGGAGAAUCCAGAAAAAUUCGAUCCAGCAAGAUUUUUACCAGAAAAUCUAGACAAAAUUAAACCAUUUAGUUACAUGCCAUUUUCUCAAGGACCUAGAGAUUGCAUAGGAAAACAGCACGCAAUGACGCUACUGAAAAUAACCUUUGCAAACAUGAUAAGGAACUUCAAGAUGCUCACAAAACAUAAAUCUGUUGAUGAAUUCGAUCUAAGUUCAUCGAUUACAAUAUAUUCAACACAUCCUCUGGAUCUACAUUUUGCUACCAGAACGAAAUCUUGAUAUCGCAAGAAUAUUUUUGAAUGAAAAUAACUCGGAAAAUAAUGAUUUGAAGACCCAAAUUUUAGAACCAUUGUAUUAAAAAAUACUUAUAAAUAAAUUAGUUUUUUGAGUGUGUUGUAGUUUUCUACUUGUCCAACCCGCUUUCUGCUUCUCCAAAACAGUAGUAGUAGAAAGAAGAAAUUUACCCAUAGCUCCUGUACUAAAUAUUACCAUGGCAAUUUUUUACCAGGAAUGCAGAUGUGGUGCAACUCUAGGCCUAUAGUAAUAUCACAGCAUAUACAAAAACAAUCAGCAGGCUAACUUGAGUGACAUCCCGUGUAAUAAAGGAAU